Messenger RNA from Kluyveromyces marxianus DMKU3-1042, 816 nucleotides. RefSeq names its product U2-type spliceosomal complex subunit CWC23 (gene CWC23). Bases 1 to 816 code for a protein of 271 amino acids. The transcript has a single exon. NCBI's taxonomy places the organism in Eukaryota, Fungi, Ascomycota, Saccharomycetes, Saccharomycetales, Saccharomycetaceae. The record is from RefSeq and is a predicted model, not a curated record.
AUGGAUUUGGCUGAAGUAAAAUCGAAAAAGUUAGAUCUUUACCGAACGCUGGGUUUUGACAUCAAUGAUAAAGACGCUCUAGAGGCAACUGACCUCUCCCAAGUUACUAAACAAUUCAGAAAACUAUCGUUAAUUUACCAUCCAGAUAAAUCAAAUCUAAAAGAUUCUGAAGAUGUACGAAAUCGGUGGGACCUUUUACAAACUGCAUAUCAAAUACUAAUCAAACAUAAAAGUGAGUAUGAUGCAUGGUUUAGUCAGACCUUUCUUCGAGGAAACAAAGAACUUUUGGCAAAACUUGAGUUUGCGGAGAAUUCGCAGAAAGAGAGCGACGGAACGUCUUACACUCAGAUUGAACCCAUUCAACAAUAUGGUCAAACACUUAGGAAGUUACUACACUUUAAAAUUACACCGAUAGAUUGGAGGAAUCCUCAGUUUUCCGAGGUGCAUGAUUCAUCGCAUAAGUUUGCAGAAACGUGUCUCUUUAGAAUAAAGCUAGUAAAAAGAACAGAGUUUUCUUCAGCAGAUGAACUAAACAAAUGGUUUAAGAGUAUCGAUCUUCCAUUAGACUUAGAAUACCACUCAGAAAAUAAUGAUCAACGGGAGAAUGAUUUAGUAAUUUAUGCAAGCGCAAGAGAUGUUCCGACUACCUUAAACAUUAUAAAGACGCUAAAAGAUAAAAAGAGCUAUCAUCCCGAUAUACUCGAGAUAAAGCCUGCAGUUGAUUUCGAGCAUUUCUCAUUUUCUGAGAAAGAAGAGUUGAAUCCUGGUCUGCAAAGUGUCAUAUUCAAUUCUCCCGAUAAGCCUAUCGUACUAUAG